GUGUGUGUGUGUGUGUGUAGUCUGUUAUGGCAUGUCCUUUUCUCCUCAGCUCAGCAGAAAGGGGAAUCUAACUGUAGCUCUUUCAUACUUCACUGCAGGACUCCAGCAGUUUGACUUGCAAAGCAACAAUGCAGCCUACUCCAUGAGCUCCACUCACACUUGCCUGGAGAACUGACAACAGCUUAUCCACAUUGUAGCACUUUGCCCCUCCUUUAUACACUUAAGGAUUCGUUUGUUUUGCUUAAGGGACAGGAGGAGCAUGUGUCAGCGCCUGCUGCAGAGCUCCAAAGUGACUGAAAGUGGGUUACAAAAGAUGGCUUCACAUGGUUCCUGGUUCUUUGAAGAUUCAGCCUACAUGAAUAAAACCAAGCUAUAUAUCUCAGUAUGAAGGCGGUCUUGACUGCAAAAGAGCAGCAGUGAGGCUGAGGUUGUGAAGCGUGAGCAGAUUUCCAGUAUUUUUCACAGUGUGACUGAGAGACUAAGAAUGACCAUGUGCUGUAGCAGAAGAGCUAAGGACAUGUUGUUUCUAGUUAUCUUGUCUUUCUGGGGUCCAGUUGUAUUGACUUUAGGCCAGGUUUGGCCUUUGUUCAGCACACCUCGGAAAACAAUUUCCCUGAGCAGAAACAGAGGAUACAUUUUUCAGGAGGAAGGAGUGUGGAACUACUCCACCAUGCUCCUUGUGGAAGACAUGGGUGUACUCAUCCUUGGGGCUCGAGAGACCAUCUUUGCCUUGAACCUCACCAACAUUACCCACAAGAAGGAUAUGUUAAAGUGGGAGGUGACUCCAGAUAUGCAGAACCUUUGUUCAAACAAAGGGAAAGAUUUGCAGACUGAUUGUUGGAACUACAUCCGGAUCAUUCAUAAAUGGACAGAUGGAAUGUUGUAUGUGUGUGGUACCAAUGCUUUCAGUCCAGCCUGUAAAAAUAUGUCUUAUACAGACAAAAAGCUCACUCUGGAAAAUGAAACACAUGAUGGGAAGGGAAAGUGUCCAUUUGAUCCCUUUCAAAGAUAUGCCUCUGAACUUGUCGAUGAUGAGCUGUACACUGCUACAUCUAUAAAUUUUCUGGGCACAGACAUGGUUAUGACGCGAAAUUCUGACAAUAUAAAAACUGAUUUCCCUUACUGGUUCAACGAGCCCAAGUUCAUUGGCAUGAAACAUGUGACUAAAGGAAUGGAAAACCCAGAGGGGGAUGAUGAUGAGAUUUACCUCUUCUUUAGUGAAAAAGCUGUGGAGUACGACUCCUAUGUUAAGUUGGAUGUGUCAAGGGUUGCCCGUGUCUGUAAGGGGGAUGUGGGAGGACUGCGGACAUUGCAAAAGAGGUGGACAUCAUUCCAAAAGGCUCAACUGGACUGUCCUGUACCUCACACCAAAGUGCCUUUACUUAUAAAAGAUGUAUUCCUCUUCUGCCCAGGCAACUGGACUACCUGUGUGUUCUACGGAGUUUUUUCUCCUCAGACGGACAUGUUGCAGUACUCUGCAGUGUGCGCCUUCAGGAUACAAGACAUCCGGAAAGUGUUCUCUGAAGGCAAAUUCAAAACUCUGUACAAUGACAAUUCCAUUACGAAAUGGGUGACGUACAAUGAAGAGGUGCCUGAUCCCCGUCCCGGAGCUUGUAUUAACAAUGAUGCAAAGCAGAAAGGGUUUUCCAAGUCUUUGGAUCUGCCUGAUAAAACUCUUCAGUUUAUUAAAGACAGGCCGCUAAUGGAUCAGGCAGUGAAGCCAGCUUCUGAGCAGCCCCUACUGGUGAAAAAAGGAGCUGCGUUUACAAGUAUAGUAGUGGCCAACACUACUGCUUUGAAUGGGACCAGCCAUCAGGUCAUGUUUAUUGGCACAGCAAGUGGUUCAGUGCUGAAAGCAGUCAACUAUGACGGGGAGAUGGUCAUAAUAGAGGAGGUGCAGCUCUUUAACUAUAAUGAGCCAGUAAAGAUACUGCGCCUCUCCACCACCAUGGGUCUGCUGUAUGCUGGUUCAGAGGAGGCUGCAGCACAGAUGCCGUUUUGUGCGUGUAGCAAGUACACUUCCUGUACUGACUGUGUGCUGGCCAGAGACCCCUACUGUGGCUGGGACCUUGUCAAUAAAAGCUGCAUUGCUAUAAACAGCAUUCAUUCUGAUGGACACAGUGAGGUGGUUCAGAGUCUGAAAGAUGGAAAUGCUACAAGUUGUCCUGCAGUUGAGAACACAGAGAUCAUUAAGAUCUUCUUCCCGGGUCAAAUGGUCAGUCUGCCAUGCCAGCUGGGAUCAAACCUGGCCCGAGUGCAGUGGCAUUUAAAUGAUCAACCAAUUGAAAAUGACCAAAAGUACAGCUUCCAACAUGACAGCUUGCUCAUCCUUGAUGCUUUGGACACUGACAGCGGUAAAUACACCUGCAUCUCUGUAGAGUCCUCCAAUGGUCAAGACUAUACCAUCCAAACUAUUACGUAUGAGUUGAAGCUGGGAAACUUUGUAGGUACUUUGGCCCAGCUGCAAAUACAGGAAAAGCAGAACACCCUCUUGGCCCUGGUCAUUGUUCUAACUAUGAUAUUACUGGCGCUUGUUAUAUGGAACUUCUACAAAGGACAUUUUAGUGUCCCAAAAUGCUUCAGUAAAUCUCAAGAAGGACCAGAGAGUACGAGAAACUUCCAGCAGCCACUGAAAAUGAAAGACAGAAAUAAGACAUCAUCAAGCAGCAACAGUAAUAAUAAUCAUAACAGAAUGAGUGAAUUACCCAGCGCUGGAAACCAGCAUAAUGGAGACAAAGUGUUCUAAUGAAGUCUGAUAUUUAUAUACCUUAUCUUACCACAAUCCAUAUUUCUGUUUUGUUGUAGAUUGUUCUACACAGUAGGUAAAAUUUACACAUAUUAAGAAUAAAAAUAUUCAUUUGCAUCACUUAAAACAUCAUUUAUCUACAGUUGUGAAGGUGUCACUGCACAUGUCUUAUCAGAAAUCAAACAUCAACUGUCCAGAUCUCACACACUGCUUUUAAAAUGUAUGCUGUUUAAACUUGGAGCUCAUUCAGCUAAAUGUUUACACCUUUCUUAUUGCUCAUUGUAUAUAACUUCAUUCUAAUAUUUUGUGAAGAAUUGAUUUGUUUUAAGAUUUAAAUAAACUUUGAAUUUGUAAAGCC
This is a messenger RNA of Silurus meridionalis, 3104 nucleotides long. Its product is annotated as semaphorin-4E-like. Gene Ontology annotation, biological process: semaphorin-plexin signaling pathway; neural crest cell migration; positive regulation of cell migration. Bases 485 to 2746 code for a protein of 753 amino acids. Gene Ontology annotation, molecular function: chemorepellent activity; semaphorin receptor binding. Lineage: Eukaryota; Metazoa; Chordata; Actinopteri; Siluriformes; Siluridae. The record is from RefSeq and is a predicted model, not a curated record. The transcript has 15 exons.